Molecule: messenger RNA, 594 nt
Organism: Baudoinia panamericana UAMH 10762
Lineage: Eukaryota; Fungi; Ascomycota; Dothideomycetes; Mycosphaerellales; Teratosphaeriaceae
Product: glycosyltransferase family 1 protein
Exons: 2
Coding region: 1-594 (197 amino acids)
Biological process (GO): dolichol-linked oligosaccharide biosynthetic process
Cellular component (GO): UDP-N-acetylglucosamine transferase complex; extrinsic component of endoplasmic reticulum membrane
Molecular function (GO): hexosyltransferase activity
Source: RefSeq, a predicted model, not a curated record
AUGUCACAGAAAACGUGCUUCGUCACUGUCGGCGCCACCGCCUCCUUCACCGCCCUCAUCCGCGCCGUCCUCGAAGCCGACUUCCUGACCGCACUCCAAAACAACGGGUACACCGAACUCCUCGUCCAAUACGGAGAAGGUGGGAAACAACUCUUCGAUACACACUCCAAGACAGCCAUCAACGCCGCCAAAGACGAAGGUAACGAGAUCAAGAUCUCAGGCUUCGAUCUGGAUAAGGCGGGUUUGGGCCGAUAUAUGAGACAAGCCAAGGGCGCGAAUCUGGGGGCAGGCGAGGGGGUGGUGAUCUCGCAUGCUGGCUCCGGCACAAUCCUAGACGCCCUCCGCAUCUCCGUCCCCCUCAUCGUCGUCCCCAACGCCGACCUUCUCGACAACCACCAAGUCGAGCUCGCCGAAGUGCUGGCGGAGCAGGACUACGUCGUUUACGGGAAACUGGAGAGCUUGGACAAGGCAUUGGGAGAGGCGGAGGUGUGGAGGAAGAAGCAGAGGCAGUGGCCGCCGACGAACAGUGGCGUGCAUCGGCAUGCGAAUGGCUUGAAGGGGGUUAUGGAUGAGGAGAUGGGGUUUUUGGAUUAA